GGCGGAGCUCGCUGUGGGUUCGCGUCUCCCCGGUAGAAGGGAGGACGUCUCUUGGCGGGAGUGUCAGGGUGUUGCGGUGUGCGGGGCGCGCUGCGGGUCCGCCCGGCUGCCCCUGCGCGUGCGGGAGGCUCGCAGUCCCGGUAGCUGAGCCGGCCCGGUUCCCGAGCAGCUCGGCUGUAACGGGCUGUGGGCGGCGGAGUGCAGCGUGAAACGCCGAAGCCGGACUCGGAGGGUGACUAAAGCCAGGUCCGUUCCACAGGAUGGGGACCAGAGCAUAGGAUUAAUUUUCAUAUUUGAAAAGACAGUGUCAGUGUCCUGCUGCAGCUGCCAGUUUGGCGUUGACGAAGAUGCUGUGCCUGUCUUGCUUGGAUUUGUCGUCAUUCUGAAAGUCUUUUCAAGCACAGCUUCUGUUUGAAAACUCAAGUAUCAAAGAAUAUUAGGUAAUGGCGUAGCGACACACUGUUUGAGUUCAUAGAGACUCCAUCUGGACUCCAGUAUACUCUCCAAUCAAAGUGGUUCUCUUGGUUCACUGAGUUUUGAAGAAUUUUAUGUACGUAACAGCAAAAGAUGGGAGAGAGAAAUGGUGAUGCAAGGACUUUCUGGCUGGAGCUACAAGAUGAUGGUAAAGUGGACUUUAUGUUUGAAAAAACACAAGAUGUUCUGCAGUCUCUGAAAAAGAAGAUAAAAGAUGGGUCUGCCACAAAUAAAGACUAUGUCCAAGCAAUGAUUCUGGUAAAUGAAGCAACUAUAAGGAACAGUGCAACAAAAGAUCAUAUACCUGUGACUCAGACUGAGCAGGAACACAGAUCAAAUGCAUUUCCCUCUACAUCCUGUGAGAACUUUCCUGAGGACUGUACCACUCCGUCUCCAGGACAGAAAGCACUCCUGCCUGCGAACAGUAAGGCUGCAGACCUGGGGGAGAAGGAAUGCCCUUUGAGCUCAUCUUUCCAGAGCCACAUCUGCUCCAGUGCUUGUCUGACGGAAACACCGCUGUCCUUGAAGGGAGGAAACCCUCUGCAGCGACCAAUCAGAUGUCACUUCCAAAGACGACACGCAAAGACAAACUCUCAUUCUUCUGCCCUCCACGUGAAUUAUAAAACGCCCUGUGGACGGAGCCUACGGAACAUGGAGGAAGUUUUCCAUUACCUUAUUGAGACAGAGUGUAACUUUUUAUUCACAGACAACUUCUCCUUCAAUACUUACGUUCAGUUGACUCGGAAUCACCCAAAGCAAGAUGAAGUUGUUUCUGAUGUAGAUAUUAGUAAUGGAAUGGAACCAGUGCCGAUUUCUUUCUGUAAUGAAGUAGACAGUAGGAAACUCCCACAGUUUAAGUACAGAAGGACAGUGUGGCCCCGAGCAUGCUAUCUAAACUCUUCCAGCAUGUUUUCUGUUUCAUGUGACUGUUCUGAGGGCUGCAUAGACAUACAGAAAUGUGCAUGUCUUCAGUUGACAGCAAAGAAUGCCAAAGCAUGUUCCUUGCCACCUGAUGGAGUAUGUAUUGGAUAUAAUUAUAAAAGACUGCAGAGACUUAUACCUACUGGCAUUUACGAAUGCAACCUGAUGUGCAAGUGUAGCCGUCAGUUGUGUCAAAACCGAGUCGUCCAGCAUGGUCCCCAGGUGAGGCUGCAGGUGUUUAAAAGCGAGAAGAAGGGCUGGGGAGUGCGCUGCCUGGAUGACAUUGACAGAGGGACAUUUGUGUGCAUUUAUUCAGGAAGAUUACUAAGCAGAUCCACUCCUGAGAAAACCAAUACUGAUAAAAACAGAAGAGAACAACAAAACGAUUUGGAAAAUGAGCUUUCCAAAAAGAGGAAAAUAGAAGUUGCAUGUUCAGAUUGUGAGACACAACCUAGCAGUCCUAAAAAUGAGCAAUGUUCUCUUAAGUUUAGCUGUGAUCUCAGAGAACCUGUAAUAGAAAUGAACUAUAGAAAUAUUUCAAAAACUCAGCGUCACUCAGUCAUUAGAAGUCCUAAAUCGAAGACGGCUAUUUUUCACUGCAAUGAGAAAGACAUGGGUUUUGUUUCUUCAGAGUCUACCGCCCCUGAAGAUGAGAAUGGAUUUAAGCCAGCUCCAGAACACCUAAACUCUAAAGCUAGAGCUCACGCCUCUGUUUUUUCUGCUCCAGAAAUGAUGGAAAAAAGGAUCUGUGUCUUCUGCCCCGAAGACCAUGACUGGAGUGUGAUAUACUGUGCACGAUCAGAGAAUAUAGCUGCUCAUGAAAACUGUUUGCUGUAUUCAUCAGGACUGGUGGAAUGUGAAGAUCAUGGUUACCUUAGUAAAGCCAGAAAUUUUGAUGUGAAAUCAGUGAAAAAAAGAGUUCAGAGAGGAAGAAGAUUGACUUGCACACUUUGUAAUAAAAAAGGAGCCACUGUGGGAUGUGAAGAAAAAUCCUGUACGAAGAGUUACCACUUUUUCUGUGCCAAGAAAGACAACUCAGUUCUACAAGUUGAUGCAGUUAAAGGAACUUAUAUAUUGUUUUGCCAACAACAUGUUCCAGAACUACCAGGGACCAGUCAAAGUGCUGAGGGCCCAAGCUUACAAAAGAAGAGAGGAAGGAAGAAACGCCUCCCGUCAAGCAUCCCUGAACAGCCAACAAACAUGAAGUUUAGUAGAUCCAAGAAACGCAUGACAGAAGAAGCCUCCGACCACAAAGAUGCAACUGUCAAAGUUCCUUUUCUUAAGAAAUGCAAGGAAGCGGGACUUCUUAAUGAAUUAUUUGAAGGGAUACUAGAAAAACUUGAUUCAAUUCAAGAAAAGCUCCUGAAUGAGACCGCUUCAGAAUCAGACUAUGAAGACAUUGAAACUUUACUAUUUGACUGUGGAGUGUUUGAAGACACAUUAAUAAAAUUCCAAAAAGCAAUAAAGAGUAAAGCUUGUGAACAAGAAGAAAUGCAGAGGCAGCUGAAGCAGCAGCUGGAGGCACUUGGGAACUUAGAACAAACCUUGUGCUCAUUUCAAGAAAAUAGAGACCUGAACCACUCAAGUUCUACUUCAAGAGUCUCGCCAUCUUCCCUGUUCGAAUGCGAGGAGUCUAGUGACUGAAAUGCAAGUAGGUUCAGAAGACAGGCUGUGACAGAUGCAUAGGUUUCCCUCCCCGUCACCCGCUACUGCUCAUGGCUAUUUUAUACCUGACUGGGUGUUUCUUGUCACCUCUCAUCAUCUCACUUGUCCUCCUUUCUCCUUGUUAGUAAAAACUGUUCCUCAGGUCAACUGCAUCAGCUGAGAACAGAUCUUCCCAUGUAUUUGCCAAGGAACAAGGAAGUCUUAUCUAUUGGUUGAUGCCUUCCCUACUCACCCCAGUCAACUGCAGCAAUACCAGAGCCUUUGCACAGCCUGCUGUGAAAUCUCAGAACUUUUCCUUGCCUCUGCUGGCCCUCCAGAUCUCACAGUAGUCUCCUCUCAGUAACUCCAUUACAAUAGAGCAGAAACUCAUUCCCAUGAUUUGCUUACUGUUAACCUGGGUUCCUGCUCACUAUAUUUCCAAGACUU
Messenger RNA from Chionomys nivalis (European snow vole), 3486 nucleotides. It is a transcript of the gene Setdb2, whose product is annotated as SET domain bifurcated histone lysine methyltransferase 2. The record is from RefSeq and is a predicted model, not a curated record. Gene Ontology annotation, cellular component: nucleus. Lineage: Eukaryota; Metazoa; Chordata; Mammalia; Rodentia; Cricetidae. Gene Ontology annotation, molecular function: zinc ion binding; DNA binding; histone H3K9 methyltransferase activity. Gene Ontology annotation, biological process: heterochromatin organization; negative regulation of gene expression.